Molecule: messenger RNA, 870 nt
Organism: Arabis nemorensis
Lineage: Eukaryota; Viridiplantae; Streptophyta; Magnoliopsida; Brassicales; Brassicaceae
Source: the annotation of a GenBank genome assembly
AUGGAAGGAUUAGCUAUCAGAUCAUUACGACCGUCGAUUUUCUGUUCACUUCCUGGUCUCGGCGGCGAUUCUCACCGGCGACCACCGAGUGACGGUUUCCUCAAGCUACCGGCGUCGUCGAAUGCGGCGGAGAAUCCAAGAUUAGUCGCGAAUUCGACUUCUUUUCUUCCAAUCUCCACCGUCAAAGCUUCCCUCACCGCCAAUUUUCCCGCCCUUACUGAAACGAAUCUGAAAGAGGAAAGAAUCAGAGGAGAGAAGAAACCAGAUAACAUUGUGUGGCACGAGAGCUCAAUCUGCAGAUGCGACCGACAACAACUACUUCAACAAAAGGGUUGUGUCAUUUGGAUCACUGGUCUUAGCGGUUCAGGGAAAAGCACAGUUGCGUGUGCGUUAAGUAAAGCAUUGUUCGAAAGAGGCAAACUUACUUACACACUCGACGGUGACAAUGUCCGUCACGGACUUAACCGGGACCUCACAUUCAAAGCAGAGGAUCGUACCGAAAACAUACGAAGAAUCGGUGAAGUGGCUAAGUUGUUUGCUGAUGUGGGAGUUAUUUGUAUAGCAAGUUUGAUUUCUCCGUACCGGAGAGACAGAGAUGCAUGCCGGUCUUUGUUACCGGAGGGAGAUUUCGUCGAGGUGUUUAUGGAUGUUCCUCUCUCUGUGUGCGAGUCAAGAGAUCCAAAGGGAUUGUAUAAGCUCGCUCGUGCCGGCAAAAUCAAAGGCUUCACUGGAAUCGACGACCCUUACGAGGCACCAUUGAAUUGCGAGGUAGUGUUAAAACACACAGGAGACGACGUUUCUUCUUCACCACGUCAGAUGGCUGAGAACAUUAUCUCUUACCUGCAAAACAAAGGUUACCUUGAGGGCUAA